AAAAAAAAAACAUUGUCGAAAUGUCAAUCGCGUACAAUAAUCAGCUGUCGAUUUUUAUUGCAAUAAUUUAUUAUGAACACAAUGCGCGUUAACAAAUGAACGAAUCCCUGUUCUGCUAAGAAGCAAUCACGGUGGUGAUCUUGGGUUUGUGCGGUGUGGGGCGAUGGCGCGGUGUGGGUUCGGCGAGUGACGGAGGCGAAGGCGGGCGAGGCCAAGGUCCGAAGGGCCAGGCAUGUGGAGGCAUGGCCGGCGAGGCGGCGGGGACGUCGCGCGGGCUCCGGGUGUACAAGAUCGUCGUGCUGGGGGACGGGGGGGUAGGCAAGUCCGCGGUUACUCUUCAGUUCGUGAGCCACAGUUUCCUGGACUACCAUGACCCUACAAUAGAGGACUCAUAUCAGCAGCAAGCUGUCAUUGACGGAGAACCAGCCUUGUUGGACAUUUUGGACACAGCCGGACAAGUGGAGUUCACAGCAAUGCGGGAGCAGUACAUGCGGUGCGGAGAGGGCUUCGUGCUCUGCUACUCCGUAACGGACCGGCGCUCCUUCCGCGCCGCGGCCGAGUACCGCCGGUUGCUCGCGCAGGCGCGGCCCACGGAGCGCCUGCCUCUUGUACUCGUUGGGAAUAAGCUGGACUUGGCUCCUAGGUGUCGGCAGGUGACAACUGAAGAAGGCUCGGCUUUGGCCACGCAGCUCGGUUGCCCGUUCUUCGAGACGUCGGCUGCGUUGCGACAUUUCGUCGAUGACGCUUUUCACGCGCUCGUCCGUGAGAUACGCCGGUUGGAGCGACAGAGACAGUCCUCGCUAAUGGGCACCGGCAUCUCGACGGGCGGCGGGCGCCGGCGCUGGCGGCGCCUCCGCAGCAUCUUCGCGCUCGUGUUCCGCCGCCGGCGGCGCCACGACUGAACGUAAGCCUUAACACAACCACUUUAGGUUCAGAUUCGAAUGACGCGUCGAGGCGACGUUUGACUGUACGAACCAAUGG
This is a messenger RNA of Cydia fagiglandana, 981 nucleotides long. RefSeq names its product GTP-binding protein Rit2 (gene Ric). The record is from RefSeq and is a predicted model, not a curated record. NCBI's taxonomy places the organism in Eukaryota, Metazoa, Arthropoda, Insecta, Lepidoptera, Tortricidae. Gene Ontology annotation, molecular function: calmodulin binding; GTPase activity; GDP binding. Gene Ontology annotation, biological process: Ras protein signal transduction. The transcript has 5 exons. Bases 243 to 902 code for a protein of 219 amino acids. Gene Ontology annotation, cellular component: plasma membrane.